Molecule: messenger RNA, 17513 nt
Organism: Paramuricea clavata
Lineage: Eukaryota; Metazoa; Cnidaria; Anthozoa; Malacalcyonacea; Plexauridae
Source: the annotation of a GenBank genome assembly
AUGGCUAAAAAUUUUAUACGACCGACGACACGGCAUUCGCUUGCGGCAUUUUUCCUGUACUAUUUCUUUGUUGGUCUGAGGGUUUUUGCCGAAUCAAAUGCCGAUAAAAGUCAACAUGAAAGUAAGUAUGGUGUUCACUAUAUAAUUUGCGAAGUAACAGUGUUGUUUUGGGGUUUAUUUAGUCGCCGUGGCUAUUCGUACUGGAACAGUACGCCGAGUUUGAUUUGCUAUUCGUACUGCAGUCGUAAUAUUUAAGAUAAACAUGACCCCAACCCCAACCCCUUCUCUAACCCUAACCAAUAAAGGUCUAAUAAACUAUUUGAGAGUUAAAAAGUGGGGGGGAAAAAAUAUUCUAAGAAAAAUUUCUAAGUCAACAGACAACCGACGACUAAAACUAAACGCGGACCCGACCUUGUUUCACUUUGCACGCACGCAGCGCCUCUGCCGAUUGCGCUAGCGGCAAGCUCGCUAAAAUCUGUUGCAAAAAACUAUUUUAUAUUGCUAGUUUACGUAAUGUAAGAAUCAUAGAGAUUAUAAAUAAGUGUUAUUUAUAAUCUCUAUGGUAAGAAUCGGGUGCUAUAUUGUACGAAAUGGGUGCUAUAUUCCAGUACGAAUAGCCACUUCGUUAUUUAGUUAUAACAUCAUAAAGUUCUGGUCACGAUAUAUAGUGAUCGAUGUAUAUUUUUGCCUCGGGCAUAUCUUAUAAAGUUCAUACUUUGCCAAUAAUGUUUUAAAAAAAAGUAAUACGAGUGUUGAACACAAGUAUUGCAGUGCAAGUAAUAGGUGGCCAACAUACUCUGAUGGUCUGACCUUGUUCCUUUGGGGGUUACAUGGGCAAUUUUCAGCGUUGGCACACAGUGUUGAAGUGCCUUUAUUUUUGUCUGUUCUAUUUUUAAAUGUAACCACAGUCUUGCAGAAGUCAUAUAAUAGACUUGAACAACAUUUUAAAUAAACGAUUGUGACGUUUCUCUGAGUGUAUUCACACCGGGCAAGCGAAAAGUUUGCUUGACCGCUGUGGGAGUUGAACCGACGACCAGUGCGGACACACUCAGAGACCAGACUGCAGAGUAUGGCAGUUUUCGACGAGAUCUCGGGUGUGCAAGACAAAAAUUCAGGUGUGCAAGUGUGCAAUCCUCAGUUAAGGUAGUCAAGUGUGCACUCAGUUAAGGUAGUCAUGUUCUAAUGAUAUUAUUAAAACAAUGAUUGUUUAUUUGUACAAAUAACUAAAAUUUCUGCCUCUCAGGAAAACAAAACGUGGUCCAAAUUCUGACGAACAAACAAGAAUAUAUAUUUCGAUCGGAGUUAAAAGUCAUUAUGAACACGUACAAAAUAGCGUGUUUUUGACACACUUGGUGUCCUGUAAAAGGAAAAUGUGCAUGUCCUUGUAAUUGAGUUGUAAAUGGAAAAGUGUGCACUCGAAAAUGCCAUUUCCAACAAUGUAGGGACUCCAAAUUUCAAAACUUUUCCGCUCGGCGCCAACCAUGGUGGCGCCUCGAGGAAAUCGGACCAAUUAUAAGUUCUCUUGUGCCCAUGCUUACAUGCUAUAGAUAGAAAUUCGAAACUUUAAUGGACAUUUCCGCCCAUGAAUCAGCGUUCCCGAUUUUCAGGUGGUUGUUAUAUUACACUUGUCUUAGAAGUCCUUAUUUUAAUGCCUGACAAAACUGGAAAAUAUUUGAAAUAUGUUUAAGUGUGCAAUACCAUUGGCCAAAAAAAAUCUCGGGUGUGCACUUGCCGUACUCUGCAGUCUGGCUCAGAGAAACAGCAAUUGUAUGCCACCUGAGUACACAACAGCAGAAACACAAAUUCAGGAACAUUUUAAAUUCUUCGAAGAGGCAAAAUAGCUCAGUUUUGAGACUUGAUUCAGCUCGGGAUAAGUUUUCCCCAGUUACACAAUACCGGAUUUGCAUCGGAGCGAGUCGAGCGACAUCAUUCAUGUUUGACGUUUUUGACCAAUUUUGUUAUAUUAUCAUAAUUUUGAGUGCUUAAAACUCCCCUUGAAACUGUAAAAUUUUAUGUCGCUCUGAUGUGAAUCCAGUAUUGUGUAACUGAGGCCUUAGUGACUGACCAAUUGUUCUACAAUUGGAAAUUACAGAUUAUUUGUGCAACAAUCUACUCUAUACUGAUUAUGUAAUGAUGUCAUAAUAACAGUCGAACGAGUAAAGAUGAUGUUAUUCAUUUUGAUUUUUUAACCAUAAUUUUCAUGUUAAUUGCAAGCAAAUUUUGUUAAUUGAAACUAUAAAUGGCAUGUUUAGCACAUUAGUUUCAUCACAGCAACAUAUUGCGUUAAAAUGCAAUGUGUAUCAACAUGCAACAUUUAUAAUUUUUAAAGUGUGUAUUUUCUCAACUAUUUUCUCAAAUUGGCUGGAUAGUGAUGCCGAUUAAUCAUUAAGCCUAGUUCUCAUUCAUCGCAAACCGUCAGCGAUGGGAGCUUUGCGAGUCACGUCCGCGACCGCUUGCCAUUUAAGAGAACACAUCAAAAAUUAUAUCGCCGAUUGUCCGUAAUCGUUGCCGACCAUCGGCGAUGACAUCGCAGGAAACAAAAAAGUUUGUUUCUUGCGACCAUCGCCGACUGCCACCUGCUUGAAAAAUCUAUGAGAAAUGAGUAAAAGUUGUUUUUUCCUCAACAAGCAAGGAAAUAAUCAACUGAAGUUUGACAGAAAUCAUGAAGUUUACAUUGAAUGGGGCCAUUUUGUGCAUUGGUUGGACAUUUCGAAACACAUCAGCUGUCAUCUGCGACGAUCACCAAUGUAUGAGAACUUUCGUGCAUUCACACUCGGCAAGUAUCGGCGAUAAGCGUCGCCGAUCGUUGGUGACAGUUUGCAAUGAAUGAGAACUAGGCUUUACUGAGAUUUCAUUCCCAUUUGAACUGACAUUCAAAUUCAACCUGGGCUGACAUUUUGCCAUGUAAUUGAGUUAACUAGGUUGAAAUUCAGCCCAGGCAGAAUUAUGUAAUCAACCCUUUAGUAAUACAGUUAUAUUUUAGGUAGAUAGAUAUGGUAAACCUCCCACUAUAAGCCCUGGGCUUAUAUUCUUUCGUAAGCAAUUUUUGAUGGGCUUAUACAAGGGGAGAGGCUUAUAUACGGGGGCUUAUACAUGGAAGAUCUUUUGUGUUGGUGUAUUAAAUUGUGAUAAACAAGUAUAGUAAUAGUGAUAAACAAGUGUUAAGCAUAGUAAUAAAUAGUGAUUAAUAGUGGUAAUAGUGAUAAACAAUAGUGAUAUAAACAAGUGGUCUUGUAAUUGAGUGGGCUUAUAUUCGGGGGGGACUUAUAUUCGGGGGGGGGGGGUAGAUAGUUUAAUGAGUCACUUUUUGCAGUACAAUUGUUGAUUACAAUUGUUCAGAAUAAUUAACUAGGUAAAAUUUUAUUACAUUUAAGAUUAUAUUUUAUUUUAAUUAUAUUUUAUUUUAAUUUAAAAAUUAUAUUUUUAUAGUUUAUCUUGGCUUGUCUCUUUUCUUUAGACAAUGAUUUUGAUGUGUCUAUAAAAACCAUCAAUGGAAAAAUUUAUGUAAAUUGGAAAACGUCAUCGCUUUGGCAAAACACUACAGUUUAUUUUUUGAGUAGCCUCCAUGAUGACAUAACCAAUGCAUCUCAUGCAGUGAAUGUAACCGUGUGCCAUGCAUUCAAAGACGACAAAAAUUCCUGGAAAAUUGAACCUGUUCAAGGAAAUUUAUUAGAAUUGUGUAACAGGAGCAGAAAAUGUGGGCCUGUUAAUGCUGACGACUUGAUAGUUCGAGCUACGUUGACCCAAGAAUUAUCGUGUCAACUUUUUACUACAUGUACUAAUUUUGAAGAUGUUUUUCGCAUCCAAGUCGUGUCGAUUGGUGGAGGAAGGGAAUAUAGUUUUCAAAGUGGAAACAUGACUAUACUUUCUGAAAGUAAGUUUAGUACAUAUAAAGUAUUACAGCAGUAGAUGUACUAUCCAGUAGUCAUCAUUUUGAGAUCAGUGAUAGUAUCCAGUCCUUAAUUUUGAGAUCAGUAAUUGCAGCAGAUGCACUAUCCAGGCUAGUUUUGAGAUCAGCAAUAGCGAUAGCUGCACUAUCCAGUCCUAAUUUUGAGAUCUGAGAUAGCAGCAGAUGCAUUAUCCAGUCCUAAUUUUGAGAUCAGUAAUUGCAGCAGAUGCACUAUCCAGGCUAGUUUUGAGAUCAGUAAUAGCGGCAGCUGCAUUAUCCAGUCCUAAUUUUGAGAUCAGUAAUUGUAGCAGAUGCACAAUCCAGGCUAGUUUUGAGAUUCAGUAAUAGUGGCAGCUGCACUAUCCAGUCCUAAUUUUGAGAUCUGAGAUAGCAGCAGAUGCAUUGUCCAGUCCUAAUUUUGAGAUCAGUAAUAGCAGCAGGUGCACCAUCCAGUCCUCACUUUGAGAUCAGUGAUAAUAUCCAAUCUAUCCAGUUAUCAGUUUCAAAUUAUUGAUAAUAUCCAGAGGAUAAUAUCCAGUCUUAAUUAAUAUUGAGAUCAUUAAUAGCAGCAGAUGUGCUAUCCAGUCCUGACUUUGAGAUCAGUGACUCCAAUACAUGCGUUAAUACUCAUAGAGAAUAUAAAUAAAGCUAGAGGAGGCAAGGGUUCGAAAUUUGCAGGGGUCGAAAUUUAAUUUUUUUUGUACUGUACAGCCAGAAUAGUAGAUUUUUAUAUUUACUAUUCCGUCUGAAGAUCCACUAUUCCUUAAUGUACUGUUUCUGAUUUUCAUGAAAUCAUCCUUGAGAUACCUAAAGUGAACUGAAUAAUUGAAUAACAAAAAAUAAACAUGUACAGUCAGUGCUGAACAAAUUAUUAAUAAAAAACAAAGUUCAAACACCGAAAUGAACUUGCGAACUUUGUUGCGAAGUUCGCGCCCAAUUUCCGAACUUGGAAACAUAAUUGGCAAGUUCGCAACGAACUUGGGAACCGCGCGUUGAAAAGUGACUUGAAAUCGACAAUAAUGCUGCAAAGAAAUUAGAAUACGCAAGUACAGCAAGCGAAGUAGCUAAGUCGGGUAUAAAGUGAUAUAUUAUAAGAUCAGGAAAACCCUUGCUUGUCGAUAUUUGGUACCACAAUUUUUUCUACUAUAUAAACGGAAUACUGUGAUCAUGAAGUUUACUAUUCCGUCACGCAUUUUAGUAUAUUCGGAAUAGCGGGAAUUUCGACCCCUGAUUUGCAGUAUCUUAGGGCGCUUUCCAUUAACACGGCCAGACCGGUCAGAACGGUCAAAUUUUUGAAUGGAACACAAAACAUUUGGGCUUCGGACUUACUGACCAGAAAAUUUAGAUAACAUUAGAAUGAGGUCCAUUUUCGCUAGAUAUUUGAGAAACAUAGACCAGAUAUUUCCAUUGGUACAGAGAAAUUAAAGAAUUUGGGUCUGACCAGUCAAGCCAUUAAAUGGAAAGCGCCCCUAGUAUCCUGACGAUACCACUUUUCAAUUUUGAAUAUCAGAUGUUAAAACCUUGGUAUCCGAUCCCGCCUGGAUACCAAAGAAAUUGUUGGUGUACAUACCGAAACCUUUAACUAUUACAUGUAUUGUAUUAACUUCCUGUUCAAGCAUUGCAAUUUGCUUCAAAACAGGAAACAUAUUUCCAUUACUACCGUUCUACUUAUUUUGUCAUGAAGUACAAUAAAAUACCUUUGGUUAGUCAUUAGUCAAUAUGUUUUUGUACAGUUUUAUGAUAUAUGAUGAUUCCAAAUAUUAGCCAGCAUACUGUCUGUAUUCUUGCAUUCACUAUUCUCUAAUCGUAUCAAAGUUGGAUACAAGUUUUUCAGUUUGGAUACCAAUUUUGAAGUGCUGGUAUCCUUUAAUGGAUACCACCGGAAAAUUCUAAUUUCAAACCCUGGAGGAGGCAUAGAGGUUAAAAAUUGGGAACACUGCUAAAUUUGGGGGACAAAUUCAAGUCCCGGAUAUAAAAUCUCAUUGGCUGAUUUGAAACUCCUCACCAAUGCACAUCCGGGACUAAUGAUUUCCCCUCUCUCCUCCGCAGAGGCUUUUCCUUCGCCUUUCCCUUUGCCGCUUGCGCUCCUUCGCCCAGCGGCUACGCUCGUGUUCCAAGAUCCGCCAUGUAGAGUGUAGUGAAAUGUAUCUCAUCGUAAUAUUAAAUCCUAAGAAAACUAAAGCCUCUGCGGAGGAGAGAGUGAUUUCCCCCAAUAGCCGCGUUCCCUUUUUUGACUGAAUUAAGAUUACAAUGCCUGACCUCUUGUGUUAUUUAUAAUUUAAUACUCCCAUCCAGAAAGUAUGUCACUUUGGGUAUGGGAGCCUUGUAUUCUUGUAUUGUGACAUUAGUUAAAGCCUAACUUCCAAUCAACUUUCUGGAAGCGACUGACUAUAACCCAUAGAAGCUUUAACCGUAACCUGACCCAACUUUUUAAAACUUGUUAUUUUCAGAUAUUCCACCAUUUUAUAAAGUUCUAUCUACCAGUUAUGGGUUGCCGGACAAUACUCCCAUAACACUCAGGAUCAUUUAUUUUGACCCGUCCGAACUUUGUGGAUUUGGUGCAAAGCCAACAGAUAAUCUUCAGUUUGUUAUCCAACACUACAAAGAGUAUGAUUCGAAAUGUUUUUAUCUGGGUCAGGUAAGUGGCCUUUGUGAAUGUCAGACACUAUUCAAUAUCAUGUGAUCAUACAAUAAUCAACCAAUUAAAAGACUAGUCGUUCACACUUACGCCAGAGCAAAAUUGUUUGCAAACAUCUCUUUUGCCUUAACAUGCAAUUUGAGCAUGGUUUCUAAACGAAACGAGAUAAAAACGGCGCGCUUGGCAGCUUCGUGUGAACACAAAUGCCGUUACUUUUUUUAACCGCUUGCAAACCAAGCAUCUUGAGCUCUCAAAACAGUAAAAUCGAAUGCUUUUCGUUUAAAUUUCUUUGCUCUAUAUGAAAUAUUUUGGGUUUACAUGAGUGCUAAUUUAUGGCAAUGGCACAAUGACUGUAAUGGCACAAUGUGAAUACACAUAAAUUCUCUUGGCGUUAUUUUGCUCAAGUGUAGUGUGAACAUACGUUGACAGGAAAUUUUUGGUCUGCGAAGCCUGCUGCCCGGAAGAAAAAUAUUUUAUCAAGGCUUGAGCAUCACCUCCGGUGAAAUGGCGGACUGUGAUUCUGGGAACGAGACGAGUCUCUACAGCCCAACCAGUGAUGAGCGGCACUCAUCUAUAUUCGGGUGGGCUUAUAUUCGGAGGUUUACCGCAUUGAAAAUUUGAAAAUUAUAAUUUAAUUUGUUAUUAAGAGGAGAUUUUUUUGUAUGUUACGUAACACGCGCUCAAAACUAAUGCGUAUAAUAUAUCGCUUGAGGUUAUGACUAAAUUCAAAAUUUUUAUUUUUCGAUACGUUUCUCAAUCGGCAAACAAACUUAAAAAGUGUGUUUAGUGCUUUAUCUGUAAAAUAAUGUCAAAAUGAAGAGAUUUUAGAUGAUACGCCAAAGAGAAAAUGAUGUCUGAAGUUCAGUAUAAAUAAGUUCAGUUUCAAGUAUAAAUGCCUAUAUAUAAAUGCCAUCUUUACAGAGAAAUAUCAGACCUCGGUCUUUUUGUACAAACCUCGCUCUACAGGCUCGGUCUGUAGUCUGUACAAAAAAUACCUCGGUCCAAUAUUGGAAAAACCACUUCAGGGGUUAGCGGUUAGGGGUUAUAGGAUUGCUCAGGUAUAUACCUAGCAUGGAUACUACAAACUAAUCGAACUUCAGCGCGCUAUUGUAUCUGAAUUACUCUGCGUAUGAAAGAGUUUUUUUCACAUCCAGAAAGAUCAGGCUUUUAGCUGGACUCUUAGUGGUCUCUCCUUUAAUAGAUCAUAGCGCUCAACCAAUAAAAGCACUUGAAUUUUAUAUAGAAAUGAAUAGAUAAGUUUAUCACGAAUAGGAAAUUUUCAAUUUUAGAAAACCGCGCCGUACACUGACAAGACAACAGAAGUGAACUUCAAUGAUGUAAUAAUCAGAAAGACAGAAGUUCUAUAUUUUGACUACGCAGUGAAAUCUUUGGCAAGUAACAAGACGACAUCUUCGCAACGGUUGAAAUUUAUGACUGAUCGAACUUCAUGUAAGUUAAAAGAUAAAGACUAUUUAAGGAUAGGUACAUUAAGGGCAAAUAGGUAGAUCUUGGAUUUUGAGAGGCCCGAUGUUUAUAACCUGCAGAAUCGUUCACAGAGAGCUUUUGAGAUUGAAACCUGUUGCGAAAAUUUUAUUUACAACAAUAUAUUCACGUGAACAGAGCAAUAACACUCAAUCUGCUUCUAAGGUGGUGAACCAGCCCGGGUAAUUGCAUUUAUAUGGAAAAUGCCAGGGAUGGAUCCAGCAUGAUCUGAUAGGGAGGGUAAAAAAUAGCCAGGGUGUUAGCCAGAAGUAAAAAAAAUCCGCGUUUACCUGAAAUUGGGAAAUUUAUUUUAGCCUGAAGCCGGGCAUUUCUUUGUGGGUCUGGGGGCAUGCGGUUGCCCCCUCUCGAUUUUUAAAAUUUUAUGUCUUUGAAAUGGCAUUUCCCGCAUUUCGGGAGAAAUUUUGAGCAAAUGUAGUUAUAAACAUGUUUUUAAUGGCGUGUUGACAACAUUGAAUUUCUAUAAAUCUUUUUUGGCUGACCCAAAUUGGGAAAUUGCGACCUCAAGGGAAAAAGCUGUUAUCGUAAUUGAAUACGUCUAUGCUACAGACCAGCGGUUUCUGCAUUAUUUUAACAUCGAGACGAGGCCAUAGGGUCAUGUUUUGUGUUUUUUACCCUUUAGCCUCGUUUUCGUGAGUACUUCCACUGAGAUACCGCUGGUAUUCCGCAGCGGCGUAUUCAAUUACGAUAACAGCUAUUGGGAAAACCGAGUUUAACGCGGAAUUUUUUACUGUAGCUAACACCCUGAUAGCAUAUAUCAUGAAAAAUAGCACACACCCCUCUGCACUCUCUCUGGCCAGGGCUGGAGGGGCACCCCCCACUCCCCCCCCACUCCCCCCAGUAAAUCCAUUCUUGGAAAAGGCCCAGUUACCCAAGGUCUCCAGUCAGUCGAGAUGCGAUCUUGCCAAUAGGCGGUCCAGCUCAGUUCCCAUAUUAAUGCAAAAUGAAAUUUAGUAGGAAAUAGUGCAACAGGCGGGAACUCGCCUAAACUGGCCAGCUCAGGGUACCCGGGCUAGCUCUCAGGCUCGCCCCAUUUAAACAGCCCCUAAUACUGUGCUGUUUUUACCACAUUAAAAGUAAUUUCUGUUUUUCAUUGUAAAGCUACGAAAUGCAGUAUUAUUGGUGGGGUUACAUAUAUAUCAUGGAGACCGCAAUGGAACUGUUUUGACGAGAAUAUAAUCGAACAAGCACAAUUCUGUUUCUACGAUGGUCCGUGUUUCCCUGUGUGUGAAGCUUCGUUUUUCGCGAAUGGAACUUUUCGUGCAGCACGAACUUACGAGGAUGAAAUCAUUAACGUUUGCCGCAAACGAGACGACUGCAAGUUUAUAUCCGAUCAAGAUUCUACUAAAAUUAACAAUGUUUCUAAUAAAUUUAUCAAUGUUUUGUGGUCACCUGAAACUCGGAGAAUAACUUGUGCUUUGUUCAGGACUUGUAUGCAUUAUACUUACACAUUUUCAGUCAAGGCAUUCUCAUUCAAUGAUGGAAGAGAGAGGAUACUAGAUAAUGUUGACGUCUGCCGUGAAAACACCAGUCCCAUUGAUAACAGUACGUUCUAAAUAGUCCAGUUCAUUAGUUCGGUCCCAAGACAGGGCAUUUUAGCUUAAGGAGGAUUUAUAAUUCUUCUUUAAUUGCUGGAAAAAGGGCACUUUUAUUCCACAAAAAAAGCACAUUUUCUCUGUGUGUGUGUGGGGGGGGGGGGCACCUGCGCCCAAUGCCCCCCGGUUCCGCGGCCUCUGAAUACUAUCAAAACUGUUAAAGUGGUAAAUAGGUCCCUCGAGAUUUGCAUGCAUGAAAUUGAAUGAACUUCUUAAAGCUUAAUCUGCAAUGUUCUAUUGGAAAUGGCACUUUUAUGAUCGAGAAAAUUAUCUUUAGAGCUCUUUAAAAGUAGCAUUUUUUGACUCUUUGAAGGUGUGACUCUUUGAAGGUAUAGAGUCGACAACAUUAUACCUCGACGAUUAAAUUAGUCUGGCAUUAGACAGUAAAAUAAAAAAGUAAGGCCGAACAAAAAAGCUGUUGGUUUCUUUUUUUUACAAAAAUGUAGUUCUGUUUAGCAUUAUAGUUCUCUUAAUCGUUAUUGAUCUUAAGUUACAAUUAUUAACAAAAUAUUAACAAAAUGAAUAAUCACAAGAGUCACGAAUUUAUCUACAUAGCAAUUUUUAAAUCUAUUAGAUUUAAUUUUAGGAUAUGGAUACAGCUUCGUCUUCUAAGGUUGUAAUUUGUUGACUAGUACUGUGGUAGAAACUCUUUUUUUUAACCGAAUUGUCUUUCUAUGGAACAAUCUCUCUCCGAUCAUUCGUAACAGUUUUCUAAAUGCCGUUCUUUCAACCUAAGUUUUUGCUCAUAAUCUUAACCGAUUAAUUUUUAUAUUGAUUGUGUAAAUAGUGUCCUAGUCCUUGUCUUUAAUGUAUGUCUAUCUAAUGUUUUGUAUUAGGUUGGUCUUCACAUGGGACCAUGGGCGUACCGGAAGGAAAAAAUUAGGGGGGCGGAAAGAAAAUUGCCCAACUUUUCGGGAUUCUGCCCGACUAGUACCAAAAAUUUUUUUCCGGAAAAAUUAUUUUGGCGACUUCCCCCCCCCGUCGCCAAAAAAUUUCAGUCAGUGUACCAUUUUAGGGGUCAAAAAAUUUUUCCGGACAGCCAAUAUUUUUCGGAACAUAACACAAAUUUUCGAAAAAUCACAAAAUUUGCCAAAAAAUGACUUAAUUUUAGACAAAAUUGACAGAAUUUGCCCCGUUUUUUUUAUUGCAAACCAAAAUUGCCCGACUGUUGAUCGAAUAUUGCCCGACUGCUCAAAAAACUGGGGGGGGGGGGCUACCGCCCCCGCCCGGUACGCCUAUGCAUGGGACUCAUGUCCUGUUGACCAUACCUUCAGUCAUUGCUUUUCUUUUUUAUGAUAGUAGAGUUAAUAAAGACUUUUGCCUUCAACAAAGUCAAGUGCAAAAAACAUCUUUUAAAGUAACGCUGUGAUUUUAUAUAUUUAUACUAGAUCAACCAGCCGUUCCACAUGGCGUUCAUGCAAUUGAUAUCCAGGCGAACCAGGUUACAAUCACGUGGAAAUCCCCAAGAUGUGAGCUGGAGGUUCUAGGAUGUGAAGUGCAUGUGAUUUUUAAUGGCGAGAAAACUGAGGUGUGUAAAUGCAUGGUAUGGUAUGGUAUGGUAUGGUAUGGUAUGGUAUGGUGAGGUAAUGGUAUGGUGUGGUAAUGGUGUGGUAUGAUAUAGUAUGGUGUGAUAUGGUGUUGUAUGGUAUGGUGUGGUAGAUAUGGUAUGGUGUGAUAUGGUGUUGUAUGGUAUGGUAUGGUGUGGUAUGGUAUGGUAUGGUGAGGUAAUGGUAUGGUGUGGUAUAGUAUGGUGUGGUGUGGUAUCGUGUGGUGUGGUAUCGUGUGGUAUCGUGUGGUAUGGUAUGGUAUGGUAUGGUGUGGUGUGAUUGUCGGAACUAAUGUAAACAUUAACAGCAGACGCUAUACUAAUCAACUAACAUAAAUAAUAUAGUUCAUGUUUAUUAUACUAACCUAAUUACUAAUCACCGGAAGUGACGGCGCUAAUUCAUUGUUUGGUUUAGCCAAUAGACAGAGACUUUUUACAUGUGCUUUAUGGGGGAAUAUAUUUUUUAUUGGGAUCGGAAAAUUUGUAGUUUUUACUUGUGAGAAAAAUAUGAGAGAGAAAUUGUGAUUUUAAACUGUGAUUAGCUCUGUUUCAUGUGAUCAUUGUUUGGGCGACGGGCAAUAGUUCCUAUAUGGUGUGGUGUGUGGUAUGGUAUGGUAUUCCUGCACUGCUAACGCCUGGCUCCAUAUGGUCGUAAUUGUCGCGAACGUGUUGUAACUAAGUAGUGUUCAAAAACGUGUCGUUUUAAUUCCAACAGAAAAACGACACCGUGGCAACAGUUUUGCAACAAUCAAGGGGGGGGGGGAUGGUCCCCUUUGGGGGACCGUCAGGGUGUUCACUGCCCUUGAAAAUCCUGGAAAGUUCUUGAAUUGGAAAAACAAAAUUCCAGUACUGGAAAGUCCUUGAAAAUCCUGGAAUUAAUUUCCUUAACCUCCAGUUGUGCCAACAUCAGUGACUAUUUAUUUUAAUUUUGGGAUAGGUAGUAGGACCUCUAUAUGCGUCUGAGAUCUCUCGUUUGUGACUUAGUUAUAAGCAUUAUUUAUUUAAUGGAUUUCUUAUAUUUUCAAUGGGGUCUGAAAAGUAGACCAUGCUGUGAAAUAUUGUAUAUUAGGCGCAUAUAAUGCGUGUUCUGUUUGGUGUCUUUUGUAUGUAAAUUCAUUGGAGAAGUCCCCCCCCCCCUUACACGCUACAGACAAUAGUACUUUACUUUUACUUUGUACUUCAAGUAUUUUUUAAGGAUACUUUGUACUUUUUACUUAAGUACGUUUUACCUCCAGUACUUAGUUUUUACUCUUACUCAAGUCGUUUUAUUGUUAAUCACUUUCUACUUUUACUCGAGUACAAAUUCAAAGUUUCUUAGGCACCACUGGUUGCAACCAUAUAGAGACCAGUCUUAAGGACGACAAAUAGAUCAUUAUCAUUUCUUUAGAAACACAAGGAUCUCGGCACCGAUGGGUUAAACAACAUAUACGAAUUCACAAAGAAAAACCUUCCUCCGUUUGAAAAAGCGACGUUCCAGGUUUUAACUGAAUGUUUUGCAGGCAGUCGUAUUGGUGUAAGGUCGCCUUUGCAAACAGUAACUACGAAACCAUCAGGUAUGCAGAAGAAUGGACCAAUAGACAACUUGCAUGUUAGACUAAUUUUUGAUUUAGGAAAAAAAAAGUAAAUUCCCGUAAAGAACUUAUUAAAGUCAGUAAAAUUGAAAAAUUUGGUUACGAAAUGUUAUAAAAUACAGAAAAUAUAGCCUUGCGAAGUUUGCAUAUUUUCAGUAUGUUUGUAUUACGUGCGGAAAUUGUUACCAUUUUUGAGCCGAAAAUGGUAACAAUUUCCACACGUAAUACAAAUUACUGAAAAUAUGCAAACUUCGCAAGGCUAUAUUUUCUGUAUUUUACAACAUUUCGCAACCAAAUUUUGCAAUUUUACUAAUUUCAUUAUUUUCUUUUUAACUGUUGUGUUUUAUUCCCUUCUCUUUACUUAGAUUAAAAUUUAGUCUAACAUGCAAGUUGUCCAUUGGUCAGGCAAUGACUGCGCCAGUUGGUCACUGACUCGCAUGGUGGGUGGUUUGGUUAGUCAGUUAGUUAAUACUUUAUAUAAAGAGGGAAAAAACAAUAUUUACAUAGUUACCACUAAGCAGGGCCCCCGAGAGGUGGGGCAGGGGUGGGCAAAUUGCCCCGGGUCCCCACCUUAAUAGUGCCCCAACUUGAGAGCCUUAAAUUCGUCCGAGCAUUUUUGAAAUUGAAGGCCCCUUACAGUAGCUGCACAUGCAGUCGAGCUAAUGUCUAGUUGGGCGACUGACUUGGGUCUACCUUAAAAAUAAUGAUGUCAUAGGGCCCCCAGAGAAGAUUUGCCCGGGCCCAGCAAAUUCUCUCGGAGGCCCUGCCACUAAGGUGUUCUUCCGGUACGUACAUUGUCAUAGGUGAGUUGUGUGCUUGAUUUAUACAGUACAACUCGAGUUGUAAACAGGUUGCAUGCGACAGUUUUAGGCAAACGUUGUGUAGUGUAAAUAUCGGCCUUUAGAACAACCUCGUAACAACUAUGAUAAUGCCAUCAAGCCUGUUACAAGUUGUCGACAGCUUAUUCCAAACUUGUUACAACAACUGGGAACAAGCAGUGCGAUCACAACUUUUCGACAGCUUGUGAACAGAUUUGUAACAACUUGUUUGCAGACCUGUAACAAUUUUCACGUGCGUAGGUAGAUUUUGUCCCAGUGUUGGUAACAUGCAUGCAUAUUACGCAGCCUAGACCUAGGCCUUUUAUACUCGGCUGGUAAUUAUCGCAAUGGUCAUUUGCCUCGUAAAGGCCUAGUAGAUUUCACAAGUUCUCAAAUUAGCCCCAUAACUUUGUGAACCGAAAUUGAUCAGAAACGAACAACUAAAGCAAUUUAUACUGUCCAGUAGUUAUUAAAUUAACUAUAAAAACAUUUUGUGACUAAACUAAGUUCUAUUUUGUAGUAAUAUUUUGACUCAUUUUGACCUAAUUCGCAACAUAAUAAUAGUGUUCCUUUUUUAAUUCAAACUUUAUGAUAAAAAACCCGAUUUUCUAGGCGUGUAUACAAAUAAAAAUAGUAAGUUUAUACUAUAAAUGAGUUUAUUUCACCUGUAUCGGUUUAAAUUCGCUGUUAAGUUGCAAAUAAUUAUGUUUGAGAACGCAACAAUUGGGCAUUUCGCAACCAGGGCAGUUUCAGGACAGUUUUGGCCUUGUUGUUGGGAAAUCCACUAGGCCUUCUAUUUUUUCGCUUGCGCAUCCUCCGCCCGCCCUCAAAUCACCUAGUCCCAGCCUUUUCAUGUGAAAAAGCGCUGAAUAUUAAAAAAAAAAAUAGAAGGCCUAGGUCUAGGGUGCAUAUUAGGAAGUUUCAGAACACUUCGACUCAGGUGUUUUUAUUUUUAGCUCCACAGUUCGCGCCAAAUUUGAUAACUAUUGAAAGUGUAGACAAAGCCAAAGGAUUGACGAACAUCCGACUAACUUGGGAGGUAUUGUAUGCUAUUUUGACUAUGAUCUAGUUUGUGCCAGUGUGGGUAGUGCUAGAAUAAGAAUGCUUUGGAUUGAUAGGGAUACAACUACCUGAAAAAUACAAGGAGAACUUUGGCGUUUCGAGCCCUUUUGUCGGGAAGUUAGUGUGUUGAUAAGAAUAGCCCUAACUAUACCUCGGGUCUCUGGAAGAACAGUUUAGAAAUGAUAGAGCUAUCCAGUAUAAAAUUAGAUCAAUAAUAGUUGAUCCUUACUGGACCUCUAGAGAGAACAGUUUAGAACUGAUAGAGCUAUCCAGUUUAAAUGAAGUUAGUUUAGUUCAGAUUUUAUCCUGUAUAGUAACACUGGAUCAAUAAGAGAUGAUCCUUACUGGACUCCUGGGAAGAACAGUUUCGAACUGAUAGAGCUAUCCAGUAUAAAUAAAGUUAGUUUAGUGUAGGUUUCCUCCUGUAGUAACACUGGAUCAAUAAGAGGUGAUCCUUACUGGACCUCUAGGGAGAACAGUUUAGAACUGAUAGAGCUAUCCAGUAUAAGUAAAGUUAGUUUAGUUUAGGUUUCCUCCUGUAGUAACAAUGGAUCAAUAAGAGAUGAUCUUUACUGGACCUCUAGGGAGAACAGUUUAGAACUGAUAGAGCUAUCCAGUAUAAAUAAAGUUAGUUUAGUUUAGGUUUUUCCUGUAGUAACAUUGGAUCAAUAAGAGAUGAUCCUUACUGGACCUCUAGGGAGAACAGUUUAGAACUGAUAGAGUUAUCCAGUAUAAAUAAAGUUAGUUUAGUUUAGGUUUUUCCUGUAGUAACAUUGGAUCAAUAAGAGAUGAUCCUUACUGGACCUCUAGGGAGAACAGUUUAGAACUGAUAGAGUUAUCCAGUACAAUUGAAGUUAGUUUAGUUCAGAUUUUUUCCUGUAGUUAUGUUGGAUUAGUAAGAGAUGAUCCUUACUGGACCCCUGGGAAGAAUAGUUGAGAACUGAUAGAGCUAUCCAAUAUUAAUAAAGUUAGGUUAGUUUAGGUUUCCUCCCGUAGUAACACUGGAUCAAUAAGAGAUGAAACCUCUAGAGAGAACAGUUUAGAACUGAUAGAGCUAUCCAGUAUAAAUAAAGUUAGUUUAUAGUUCGGGUUUCAUCCUGUAGUAACACUGGAUCAAUAAGAGAUGUUCCUUACUGGACCUCUAGGAAGGACAGCUUAGAACUGAUAGAGCUAUCCAGUAUAAAUAAAGUUAGUUUGCACAUUUGUAUUAACCCCCAUUUGAAAUAACCAUAAAGCAUCACGUAUAAAGUGAAUGUAUACAAUCACUAUAGUCAUUCCGAGAUGUUGCUUUGAAAAUAUUUUGACAGUAAAAAUGAGACGUACAGUCUGCCUUUUGCAAUGUAAAUACGUAAACCGCAUACGAUCUCCUGAUUUGGUUAGUUAUCUGUUUCAGUGAGUGUGCAUGGCAACUCUUAUAUGGCCGUACGACAGCACUUUCCUUACAAUGGUAACUCCAAGUUUAGUUUACAAAGUCCAUGCUUUUAUGUUUUUUAGUAUCGUGGGGGUGCUCAGUAUUUACACGGCGUUCCCAAUGAGACCAGAAUUAUAGGACUGGUGAACAAGACUGUUGUUGUUUAUGAAGAAACUAUCAAUAGUAGUGAAAAGACUACUACACUCACUGUCAAUCAAACACAGAGAUGUGCUUUUUACCAAGUCAAGAUUUGUAAUGCACCUGAUCUGUGCAGUAAUUACUCCAAUCCACCACGUCGAUUGCGAAAUUGCGAAAUAGGUAUGGAACAUUAUAGUUUGAUCUGGUAUGGUGUGGUAUAAAAAGGUAUGGUGUGUAGUGGUAUAGCGUGGUAUGGUAUUGUGCGGUGUUGUAUGGUGUGUAGUGGUAUGGUAUGGUAUGUUGUAGUGUAUGGUAUGGUAUAGUAUGGUAUGUUGAAGUGUAUGGUAUGGUAUGGUAUGUUGAAGUGUAUGGUAUGGUAUGGUAUGGUAUGUUGAAGUGUAUGGUAUGGUAUGGUAUGGUAUGUUGAAGUGCAUGGUAUGGUAUUUUGAAGGGUAGGGUAUGGUAUGGUAUGUUGAAGUGUAUGGUAUGGUAUGGUAUGUUGAAGUGUAUAUGGUAUGGUAUGGUAUGUUGAAGUGUAUGGUAUGGUAUGUUGUAGUGUAUGGUAUGGUAUGGUAUGGUAUGGUAUGGUAUGGUAUGUUGAAGUGUAUGGUAUGGUAUGGUAUGUUGAAGUGUAUGGUAUGGUAUGGUAUGUUGAAGUGUAUGGUAUGGUAUUUUGAAGUGUAUGGUAUGGUAUGGUAUGUUGAAGUGUAUGGUAUGGUAUGGUAUGUUGAAGUGUAUGGUAUGGUAUGUUGAAGUGUAUGGUAUGGUAUGGUAUGGUAUGGUAUGGUAUGGUUAGGUAAGCUGAACCAAAAUAUGGUAUAUUCAUGGUGUGGUACAGUAUGGUGUGUGGUAUGGUGUGUUAUCUUAUGAUGUGUGGCAAAGUAUGAUAUGGUAAUGUGAUGAUUAUGGUAGGGUGAUAUGAAAGUGAUUUAUAAUAUUCUACCCCUGAUCUUCAGUAGCAGGGUUAACUCACUUACUCAGAGCAGUAAAGGCCGUUCUCCACUAGGCGAAUUUAUUCGCGCGAACAGAUAAAAAGUAGGAAGCGAUCCUACUUUUUCGCCGCGAAUUUUUUCGCCGACCAAUCACGUUGCCGGAUUUCGGUUUUCGCUUCGCGUCGCGCGAAAAAAUUCGCCUAGUGGAAAACGGCCUUAAGGGUCAAGCACGUCUUCCUCGCGUGCUUUCUUGAUGAUUGUUCUUAUUCCUAGAAGCACCCACACCAGCCCCAGAAUCACCACCACCAUCAUCAAACGCUUUCUGGGUUGUCAUCAUUGCAGUUGUUACGAUUUUUAUCGUCCUAGUUGCUGUGUUAAUCACUACUUACGUCUAUUGCCAAAAGCGAAGGUGA